CGCAGCGGCCAGCCGGCCUCGCGGGCGGAGCGGCUCCGUGGGCGCCCCCGGCAGCCUGUCCUCCCGGCCUGAGAGGCUUCUGUCACGUGUCAGUGCCCGAGGCCGAGACCGAGAGAAAAACGCGCUCCAUUCCUUCUUCCACCGCCAUACUGUAUUUUAUACCAAAUCUCAUUUUUAUUCCAACAUUUUACUCCCGCUCGGUGAGUACCUUCUCAGUGGCAUUCUUGUCCUAUUCUUUUUUUUUGUCCUUUUUUUUGUUUUUGUUUUUGUUUUUUUUCUUCUUCUUUUUUUUUUCCACUUCUUUGAUUAUUGUUUGUAUUUGGGAAAGCUGGAGGAGCAUGGUUUUGAGCCAUUUCCUGAAUCCAAGUUUUUCUAGCAUGCGAUGGUUCUGUAGACGAGGCGCUGUGUCCGGGAGUCCGUGGCGACCGUGCCCGCGGGAGCGACUCCCACCGAAAUAUGCAACUGGUUUUAUGGAAAAAGCGAUGUGAAGUAUGGUGCCUAUUUUUUUCCUUUGUAAAAUAUAAAAAGCAUGUUUCUAACUCCUUUUUGUUUUUGGCAUACUCUUUUUCUGAUAAGAUUUUUGGAUAGGUGGGAUUUUACGCAGUGUUUACAAGUUUGUGGUUUUGCGAUACUGGUACAAACCACUGAGCAAAGACAUUUAUUUUCUAAUUUUUUGGUGCCCUUUUUGGAGCCGGUGAGAACAAAUUCGUUUUUCUCCCUCCUGUUUUUUGAUACCCAUUGAUAACAUGAAACUUUUCUUGCAGCUGGUUACUGGGAUUAUUUUUAAGCAAAACACUUUUUUCUCCUUUAAAUUAACGAUGACUUUUGCACAUUUGACUUUUUAAAAAAAGAAACCGAGAUAAUUUUACGAUAGAUAUCCUGAUAUCUAUAUCUAUAUUAUCCCUUCUUCUUCCCCUUCCCUCCCCGUAAAUCAAUUUUCAAAUGUGAUGGCAAUGGAAGGUUUUUCUGGAAAAAAAAAAAUGAAGUGCGGUUUGGUUUCCUUGUCAACGGAGGAUGAAGUGAACAGCUGAGCAGCUUGCAGAGAGCAGGAUUAAAACAAGGUGACCCAAUCAUGACUGGAAAAACACAGACCAGCAACGUCACCAAUAAGAAUGACCCCAAGUCCAUCAACUCCCGCGUGUUCAUUGGCAAUCUAAACACAGCCAUUGUCAAGAAAGUUGACAUCGAAGCCAUCUUUUCAAAGUAUGGAAAAAUCGUCGGAUGCUCGGUUCACAAAGGUUACGCGUUUGUCCAGUACAUGAGUGAGCGACACGCACGUGCAGCAGUGGCCGGAGAAAAUGCCAGGGUUAUCGCAGGCCAGCCCCUCGAUAUCAACAUGGCCGGAGAACCCAAACCCUACAGACCAAAACCUGGAAAUAAGAGGCCCCUUUCUGCACUUUAUAGACUUGAGUCAAAGGAGCCUUUCCUGUCUGUUGGUGGUUACGUCUUUGACUAUGAUUACUACAGAGAUGAUUUCUACAAUCGGUUAUUCGAUUACCAUGGCCGCGUGCCUCCACCUCCCCGCGCAGUAAUCCCGCUGAAACGCCCCAGAGUGGCUGUCACCACGACUCGCCGGGGAAAAGGAGUGUUUUCCAUGAAAGGGGGAUCGAGACCAACCGUCAGUGGGUCUUCUUCAUCAGGCUCUAAAUUGAAAUCAGACGAGUUACAGACCAUCAAGAAGGAAUUAACCCAGAUCAAAACUAAAAUUGACUCCUUGCUAGGGCGCCUGGAGAAGAUUGAGAAGCAGCAGAAGGCCGAGGCAGAAGCUCAGAAGAAGCAGUUGGAGGAGAGUAUAGAGCUGAUCCAAGAUGAGUGUGUGUCAGAGAACGCAGAUCGCUCUACAGAGGACCUCACAGAAGGAGGGCCGGACGCGGACGGAGAGGAGAUGGCUGACGGGGUAGAGGCAGCCUUCACUGAAGAUGGGGGUCCUGAGCUGUUUCUACAGAUAAAGUGAUCUGAAGUAACGAGUGAUGCCAGCAAGGCAGAAAAGAGAAACUGUCACAACCCCCAGAAAUACGAAAGGAGGUUUCGUACCAGAUAGCAACAGCUCUGGUUCAACUUCUAUAAAAACCCAAAUAAAUGGACAAUAUUGUUCAAUUUUAGAAAUUCCAUUUCUUCUAUGUUCUAAGCUGUAUAACUGUCAGAUUUUUAUGGUUUAAAUUGUAAAUGUGUUUUUCCCUUUGCUAAUUAUGUUUUAGUUUUUGGUUUGUUUGUUUUUUUGUCUUAAAAGUCUUAAAAUGUGAAGAAUAUUUAUGAAUGGUAAGGGAGACACUGUAUACAAAUGUAUAUUUGUAAAAGCUAUUUUUAUGAUUAGCAUGUUUUACCAUUGAUCAUAUAUAAAGUCAGGUGAUAUUGCAAUUCUAUGUUUAAAGCUUAUUUCCAAAAACGUCAUGUAAGAAAAGAUACAUCAUAGGCUAGUUUUUGUAAUUUAUUUAUAAUUUAUAGUUGAAAGUACUUCAGAUCAUAAGGAUAAAAUACUUGAAAAGGUUAUAUUUCUGCCCUCUAUAAGCACCAUUUUUAUUAAUAUAGAAAGCAAAUAUUCCAGAUGGGAUUAAGUAGAUAAAGGACUGUUGGUUUGACCUGUGGUUAAAUUCAGCAUUUUCUACUCUAUAGAACUGAAGUGACCCAAUUAUUACUUCAGCCCGGUGGGAGUUGGACAGGUUUUAGUGCCGGUACAGGUGAGAACGAGAGUUGCAGGGAAACGAUUGUCUUGUCUUUGGAUCCAGAAGUUUGAAUUCGUGCGUACUCCCCUUCAUUUCAUCUCCUAGGAAUUCUCCAUUCCCAAACAUUGCAAGUGUUCUCCAGAAGCUCUUAGCUGUUGUCUUGUGCUAUGGAAAUGGAAGACACCAUCUUCACAGACUGUAGGAGAAUUCAGCCUAUAAUUUCUUAAUAAAUUCUGUUUCUUUUAAAACAAAA
Molecule: messenger RNA, 2916 nt
Organism: Rhinolophus ferrumequinum (greater horseshoe bat)
Lineage: Eukaryota; Metazoa; Chordata; Mammalia; Chiroptera; Rhinolophidae
Gene: RALYL
Product: RALY RNA binding protein like
Exons: 9
Coding region: 1073-1954 (293 amino acids)
Cellular component (GO): nucleus
Molecular function (GO): RNA binding
Source: RefSeq, a predicted model, not a curated record